Molecule: messenger RNA, 615 nt
Organism: Pyricularia pennisetigena
Lineage: Eukaryota; Fungi; Ascomycota; Sordariomycetes; Magnaporthales; Pyriculariaceae
Exons: 3
Coding region: 1-615 (204 amino acids)
Source: RefSeq, a predicted model, not a curated record
AUGCACGAUAUAACGUUUUCCGCAUCUGUUUCCGUCCAGAUGCUGCUUGCCUUUCUGGUGCUAGUGCUCAUCGGUGCACGAUUCUAUCUCAAGCUCGCCAUCCAACGGAAAUCGCUCGAGGCAACAGACUACUUGGUCUUUUCGGCAUGGUUGUGUGCUUUUAUCGCAUCUACUGCAGAUAUUGUCAUGUUGCAUGCCAACGUGCCCGACGACACUCUGGCCAGUUUUGCCAAUUACGAGACCAGCAAUCCGGAAAUUCUUGUCUUUAUACUCAAGGUACGCGAUCUGUACUACGCAAUCGACAAUUACGUCUUUCUCAUAGUUGCCUGCCUACCGCCACUCAGACCCUACCUAAACUUGAUGAGCGGAAGCUCGGCGCCAUCUUCGAGACAGACCAAGUCGUCGCAGGGAUCCUCGGCGGGCGCCCAGUCGCAAGACCUCCAGUGGAGGAACUCCCAACCGUGGAGACAGCCCACGCAGCUGUCUCCGAUAUCGCCAAACGCCCCUGUCGCGCGGCUGGGCAGCACCGAUACCCUCGAAGGCCGCGGCGCUGGCGCGUACGAUUAUGAACUUGAAGACAUGCCGAGAGGCGGUGUUGCGGUUUUGCACGUGUAG